CAGUGUAUCUGUGCCCACACACCCGAAACAGCAGUCGAUGAAAGAAUGCGUUGGAUGAAGUAGUUGUGGCGCAGCGAGCGGACUGGAAGACAGACUUCUCCAAGAAUACUUCUUUACGCGCACAAAGGAUGCGCGCGCCAGGAUAUGGCACUGCGAGCAGGGCGAAGAUAAAUAGUCCUCCAACAGAAUCCUGUCAAGGGGGACUAGUUGAAAACCAACAGUGAAACGCAUGGCUGUGGUCUCCUGUUUGGAUUUAUGUGUCUUGACCUGUAGCAAUAUCGGAUCUCCGUUUUCUUCUUUUUUCCCGUUUGCUUUGCUAUCGAAGAUUUCCGGGGAAGCUACAUGAUGAGAUGGACAGUCUUUCUGUUAGGCUACUUGUUGGUCAAAGUUAUGGCACUGCUGUGCUCCGCGGACGGUGCACAAGGACAGGAGAUGGAGGGCUUUAUAAUGAUAACGGGGUCUAACGGCUCUAGAGAUGAGGAGAUCGUCGUUACAGAAGCCCCGCAUUCAGAGGAUAAAUGCCGCGGAUACUACGACGUGAUGGGUCAGUGGGACCCACCGUUCGUUUGCGAAACGAACGACUAUUUGUUCUGCUGUGGCACCUGUGGCUUCCGAUUUUGCUGCGGGACCAAAGAUUCCCGUUUGGAUCAAAGCACCUGCACAAAUUAUGACACUCCGAAGUGGAUGUCAUCUGGUCAAACUCCGUACAAGAAGGCAAAUCCAAGCCAGGAUCGGACCAAGGACAGUACAAACUUUAUUGUCUAUAUCAUAUGUGGAGUGGUUGCAAUCAUGGCACUUGUCGGGAUAUUUACAAAACUUGGACUUGAAAAGGCACAUCGACCCCAAAGAGAAAAUAUGUCUAGAGCCGUAGCAAACGUCAUGCAGAGUGCCUGUUCAGCGGAACACGAAGGGGCCAUUGCAAUGCACGCCCAACACUAUGACACCAUGCAAGCAAGGGCUAGCAACUUACAAGGUGGGCAGAUCAACAACAGCAUGCCCCAGCAGCACCCGUAUCCUGUGCUGAGCCAGAUAGCACCCAUGUAUGAGCAGCAGCAGCAGCCUGGCAAGGAGCUCAACAAAUACGCCUCCCUCAAAGCUGUCGCGGAUAGAGCCAACGGUGACUUCUACAACAAACGCCGCCAUAUGUCCGAAACGGCAUCAAAGGGAAGCCUGCCCCUUCAUCCCAUGCGGAUGGAGCUCCACGAACCCACGGCCAAGUACAUCACUGAGAUCCCCUGCUCCAAGCAGAACGGACAGAAGCCCAAGAGCAGCAAAGUACAUGGACCAGCGCUGACCUACAGCUCCAACACCAUAGCCACCCCUGGCAUGCUCAAGGGCUGGGACGGGACAGAGACGGUGGGCCGGCGCAAGAUGUACGGACCCCGCAAGUCGCAUCCGCAGGACCAGCCGAACGAGCUCCACACGGCCCGCAGCCACCACUACCUACCCACCCAGCCCUACUUCGUCACCAACAGUAAGACGGAGGUAACCGUAUGA
Sardina pilchardus (European sardine) is the source of this 1497-nucleotide messenger RNA. It is a transcript of the gene shisa9a, whose product is annotated as shisa family member 9a. The coding region runs from base 343 to 1497 and encodes 384 amino acids. The transcript is spliced from 5 exons. The record is from RefSeq and is a predicted model, not a curated record. Lineage: Eukaryota; Metazoa; Chordata; Actinopteri; Clupeiformes; Clupeidae. Gene Ontology annotation, cellular component: postsynaptic density; postsynaptic membrane; AMPA glutamate receptor complex. Gene Ontology annotation, biological process: regulation of short-term neuronal synaptic plasticity; regulation of AMPA receptor activity.